AUGGCCGUUUAUGCAUCCCAGAUGUCGAACUCAACUCAGAAUAAUGACCAUUUCAUGGAUGAUCCAGUCGAAAUUUGCGACUCAAGUGAUGAAGACGACGAUACAAGACAUCAAACUAUACUGCAACUGCCAGAUAGCACAUUUGCUUUCCAGUUCGAUAAUAGCCACAUAAAGUCUGAAUUGAACGAUUUUGUACAAAGUGACACUGACAAUGGAAGUCACACUAAAAUGCCAGAGGCACGCUCUAUUGGUCUUGACUACCACAAAGAAGUCUUACAAAGCCAAGAUGGGAAUGGCAUCAACACAGUAACUGACUCAACGAUGGGAGAAGAGGCGCUGGAAGUGAAGGAUGGAUCAUCAAUCGAAACCAAAAUGAAAAGAUCGGCCAGACACCCAAGAAAAAUGGUUAAUGCUCGUUCGACUCCAAAAUCAUUAAAGAGCAAAAUGCCAGCAAAUCAGUUCAAGAUCAAGAAGCACUUCACGUGCCAAAUUUGUCAACAUUCCAGCAAUGACAGCACAAAUUUCAAACGACACAUGCACACUCAUACCGGUGAAAAGCCGUUUCAAUGUGAUAUUUGUCGCCAAGAAUUCACCCGGUUAGCCAAUAUGAAAAAGCACAAAGUGACUCACACCGAACAAAUCCCGUUCCAUUGCCGAGGCUGUUUCAAAGGAUUUUUCCAGAAGUCCGAUCAAGCAUCACAUGAAAAAGUGUGCAAAUCACGUCGAUAUGAAUGCCAUAUCUGCAAGAAGUAUGUCAAUGUGGAUAAAGCUCAGUUGAAAAGGCAUAUGCGAAAUCACAACGGUGAAAAACCAUUUCGAUGCGAGAUUUGUAUGAAGCGUUUUACACAGAAGUCUAGUUUGAAGGAUCAUUUGGGCAACAUCCAUACCAGAAUCAAUCCAUGAAUUCAAACAAUGUUUGAUGAUAUCUCGAAA
This is a messenger RNA of Contarinia nasturtii (swede midge), 933 nucleotides long. RefSeq names its product zinc finger protein 2-like. NCBI's taxonomy places the organism in Eukaryota, Metazoa, Arthropoda, Insecta, Diptera, Cecidomyiidae. The coding region runs from base 1 to 903 and encodes 300 amino acids. The transcript has a single exon. Gene Ontology annotation, molecular function: DNA-binding transcription activator activity, RNA polymerase II-specific; RNA polymerase II cis-regulatory region sequence-specific DNA binding. Gene Ontology annotation, cellular component: nucleus. Gene Ontology annotation, biological process: regulation of transcription by RNA polymerase II. The record is from RefSeq and is a predicted model, not a curated record.